Molecule: messenger RNA, 2582 nt
Organism: Salvelinus sp. IW2-2015
Lineage: Eukaryota; Metazoa; Chordata; Actinopteri; Salmoniformes; Salmonidae
Gene: rpz
Product: rapunzel
Source: RefSeq, a predicted model, not a curated record
GAGAGAGAGGUAUAGAGAGAGGCACUUUGUAAAGGCGUCACAUCGAUCAGAGCACGAAGUCGCAGUCCAGGAGCUUGUCAAACCCUCCAACACUCCUGUCUCUCAAUCAGAAGCUACCAUCCUCCCCAACCCUUUCAAGCACUACCUGGUUUUGACUUCUGUGUCGUGACCCCCUGCUUGCCAUCAUGUCGGAGAUGGAGAUCGUGGAGGACCGGGCCAAGCUGAAACAGGGCCUGGUGAAGGUGCUGCAGUGUGUGGCCACCAUCUCAUCUGCUGCGGCUGUGGUCAACCCCAUUUUUGGCGUGGCCGGCUCUCUAAUCCGAGUGGUGCUGCACCACGUGGAUGAUGAGGACAUCCAGACACUGAAGCGUGAGUUUGGCUCAGUCAACCGUGCCCUGGACCAGCUGUCCCAGCAGAACCGCGGCGCCCUGCUACAGAUCAAGAAGGAGACGCUGGACGGUCAGUACUGCCGUGUGGAGGAAAACCUGCGCAACCAGUUCCGCAAGUUCAUGGAGAUGGUGGAGGCACGGCCCGAGCACUGUGAGCGCAAGAAGGACGACUUCGAGGAGAGCUACUCCAACGACCUAGGCGACCAGAACCUGCACACACUCUACGAGGGUGUGGUGGGCAAGCCCAAGCUGUUCAGCCGGCCCAUCCUGGAGGUGUACCUGAAGCACUCGCAGGGCGACCGCCGCACCAUGGAGAACCUGUGCACGCGCCUCACAUACCUCUUCUGCAUCGGCCUGAUCGCCCUCAUGGGUUACGCCGCUGUCAUCGGAGACGACGAGGAGGGCAUCAGCGACGAGUGGACCGAGAAGAUGGAGCACGUGCAGGAGAGGAUGCAGGAGGCCCUCCAGAAAUGCAAGUGAAGAAGAGGAGGAGAAGGAGGUGUAGAGGCUGCUACUUAUCCUCCAUACGUAGGACUCUCUCCACAUUCCCUCUAGGAAACCCCCCAUCACUUUUCUCCUUACUCCAGGACAGCUGUGUAUACAACGUCUCUAUUUAUUCAACCAGUUAAUUGACUAUCAAUGUGGAUCAUAGGAGGUUGGUGGCACCUUAACUGGGGAGGACGGGCUCGUGGUAAUGACUGGAGCAGAAUUAGUGGAAUGGUAUCCAAUACAUCAAACACAGUUUCCAGGUGUUUGCCAUUCCAUAAGCUCAGUUCUGGCCAUUGUAAUGAGCCCUUCUCCCCUCAUCAGCCUCAUGUGAUGUGAAUUCAUUAUUCUUUAAUGAUCAUAUGGCUAUUCACUGUUGGUAUCUAUGAGUUAGAGGUAAGUAAAUUGAAUGAAAACAGUUAGUUAUUUGCCUCAUCCACAGCAGUAGUCAAUGAACAGACCUAUAUAAUACGUGCAUGUUGAUAUGGAAACCUGCAUACACAGCGGUCUGACGAUCAACAUUUGGACUGGCUCUCAAUUAGAUUUAACUAUGCCAUUCCUAUCUUCUAAAGAGUAAGAUGGAGUGGUUUUAAUGUCUGACAAUAUUCAGCACUUUUGAAAAAUUUGUUCUCGCUGGUAUUUGCUGGUGAUUUAGAGGGAGACACAGAGAACAGGCUCAUUCUGUUGCAUGAAUGUAAGAUUCACCAUAAUGGGUAUCUAUUUGAACAGAUAUAUACUCCAUGCAAUUCUAAUAGUGCCACUGAUGCAACCUAGCACUUUCAGUAAAAAAAAACAUUAUCUAUACUGUGGACACUAUUAACAUAGCAUGCCAAUUGCCUAAAUACAAAGACAAUUGACUUUACAGUGGGUUAACUGGUAUUACUUUACUUAUUACUGUAGGUCCUUUGUAACUAUAUAUCUGCAGCUAAAUUAACUGUUAUUUAGCAUUUAAUUGGAAAUAGCAUAAAAAAAACUAUUGAUAAAUAAUGCACUGUAAAAUCUAACUUAACCAAAAUCUAACUUAAAACAAAUAUCCAAAGUUAUCUAAGAAUGUAUUUUUUGGCGGGGAUCCUAUAGUUAACCCCCCACACACACAACACUAGCAUUAUGUUGCUUCCAUAAUUAUUCAACAAAAACACUCGACUGUCUGUCAAAGCGCUUUGGCCCGGAUAAUGAAGUCAGUGGAAUGAUAAUCAUACUGUAACUAACACUAAACACUUGUAGCCUGUUUUAAUAUACUACCAAAACCGGCCUACUAUACUGUCCAAAAACACUACUGUUUCCUUUUCAACCAUAUUGUUUGGUGUUUGUUUGUUUUCAUGAACACACUACAUUAUGGUGGGUGUGAUGUAAGCCAACCAAGUGCAGUGACUACACUAAACUAUACGUGAACGUGACAACUAAUCGCACAACAAUACAAAAGGUCAAAGUAUACAUUAGCUUUAAGUGCUUCCUCUCUUAUUGGUUCUCUUGUAUCUCGGAUAAAUUAAGUAUUAGCAAAAAUGUUUGUUUGUUUUUACCAAGGGUGCGUUCAUAAAUUCACUCUGGCCAUCUACUACGAUUUCAGAGCAGUCUGAGUGUGUCAGAGCGCAGAAUAACUGAUUAAUUUUCGAACACGCAACACCCGUUGAAUAUGACCGAUGUCAAUAAACAUCUGCAAAGAAAACGUAUUUAAAUUGUUGCCAGCAGCACAGUUAGUCACCAAAA